CCAGCAGCUCACUCAUCCAAAGCCUCCUCACAUCAUCAACCAUGCAGUUCUCCAUGAAGACCGCUUUCUUUGCCCUCGCCGUCUUCUUGCCCAUCGCUUCGGCUGCCUCCACCAAGCGUGACGACACCACCACCCACCUCGUCAACACCUUGCAGUCAUUGAACAUCAUCGACUCCGCCGACGUCGCCUUGGGAGAGUGCAAGCCUCUUCUCCAGUCCUGCGCCGUUGACAGCGAGUGCUGCGGUGAUCUCUGCCUCCUCGGGCUUUGCCUCCUCUAAAUUCAAAGCAAAGAACUUGGGUAUUAUGUCCUGCGGUUGAUUUUGUUUGUCGAGCUCCAGAAAAUGCGGAAAACCCCAGACAGGAUUCUUUGACUGCGGGGCCGAAAUUGUUAUACGUUCUGUAUUUUGGGAUUUUACGAAAUUUAACGUUGUUGCGUGUAUACUUCGAGAAUCGUUCGCUUCGGUGAAGACUGAGCUUUCUGCG
Molecule: messenger RNA, 483 nt
Organism: Stereum hirsutum FP-91666 SS1
Lineage: Eukaryota; Fungi; Basidiomycota; Agaricomycetes; Russulales; Stereaceae
Exons: 3
Coding region: 42-278 (78 amino acids)
Source: RefSeq, a predicted model, not a curated record